AUGGGAAAGAUCAUCUUCUACGAGGACAGGAACUUCCAGGGUCGCUCUUAUGAGUGCAGCUCUGACUGUUCCGAACUGAACUCCUUCUUCAACCGCUGCAACUCCAUCCGGGUGGAGAAUGGAAACUGGAUGCUAUAUGAGCACCCUAACUACAGAGGGAACCAGUACUUUUUGAAGAGGGGAGAGUAUCCCGACUUCUCUCACUGGACAAGUCACAAUGACUCCAUAAGAUCUUGUCGCAUAAUUCCACAGCAUCGUGGAACAUUCAGAAUCAGAGUCUACGAAAAGGAGGAAUUCAAUGGCGCAAUGUUGGAGUUUACUGAAGAUUGUCCCCAUGUACAUGAAGAGUUCAGACAUCCAGACAUACACUCCUGCAAUGUUCUGGAAGGUCACUGGAUCUUCUAUGAAGAGCCCAGCUACAGGGGGCGCCAGUACUACCUAAAACCUGGGGAGUACAGGAGAUACCACGACUGGGGAGCCUCCCACUCCAGGGUCGGCUCAUUUAGACGUGUCCAGGAAUUCUAUUAA
Molecule: messenger RNA, 528 nt
Organism: Pseudophryne corroboree (corroboree frog)
Lineage: Eukaryota; Metazoa; Chordata; Amphibia; Anura; Myobatrachidae
Product: gamma-crystallin 1-like
Exons: 3
Coding region: 1-528 (175 amino acids)
Biological process (GO): lens development in camera-type eye; visual perception
Molecular function (GO): structural constituent of eye lens
Source: RefSeq, a predicted model, not a curated record